GCGCUCUCUCCCCCUCCCCCUUCUGGAGAGUUCUGCACGGCGGCCGCAGGACAAAUAGUCCCCGCCGCUCCCCCGCCUCUACUCCUCUCUCCCGCCCGGGCCUCCCCCUUCGCUCCCAGCCCUGCCGCGGGCCCCGCCGACCCACCGCCGUGCGGCGGCGGCGGCGGAGGAGGAGGUGGGGGGGGGUGGUGGUGGUGUGUGUGAGGGCGCUGCGGCGGAGUGAUACGCGGAAGGCCGGCGAGGAGGCGCCAGCACAUAAAGAGGCGGCGGAGGGAUGCGGUAGGAGCUACGGCAGCGGCAGCCAGGUCCAGCCCCGCCGCCAGCCCCGCCGCGCGCCCGGCCGCCCGCCGGCCCCCUCCCUCCCGCUGCCGCCUGCUGGGGGGGGUCUCCUCUUCCCUUCCCUUCCCCCCCUGCUCUCUCUCCUUCCCCUCCCCCCUUUCCCCUCCCCCCCGCCACCUCCGCGCUCCUCCCCCCUCCCCCCCCCCUUUCUACCCCUCCCCCUCGGAAAAUAGUCCCCGCGGGCUGCCCCCUCCCCGCCCGCCCCUCCUCGCCGCCUCGCGCACACAAUGGCGCUGAAGAGAAUCCACAAGGAGUUGAAUGAUCUGGCACGUGAUCCUCCAGCACAGUGUUCAGCAGGGCCUGUUGGUGAUGACAUGUUCCAUUGGCAAGCUACAAUAAUGGGACCAAAUGACAGUCCCUAUCAAGGUGGAGUAUUUUUCUUGACGAUUCACUUCCCAACAGAUUAUCCCUUCAAACCACCUAAGGUUGCAUUUACAACAAGAAUCUAUCAUCCAAAUAUUAACAGUAAUGGCAGCAUUUGUCUUGAUAUUCUACGAUCACAGUGGUCCCCAGCACUAACUAUUUCAAAAGUACUUUUGUCCAUCUGUUCUCUGUUGUGUGAUCCCAAUCCAGAUGAUCCUUUAGUGCCUGAGAUUGCACGGAUCUACAAAACAGAUAGAGAAAAGUACAACAGAAUAGCUCGGGAAUGGACUCAGAAGUAUGCGAUGUAAUUAAAAGAAAUUAUUGGAUAACCUCUACAAAUAAAGAUAGGGGAACUCUGAAAGAGAAAGUCCUUUUGAUUUCCAUUUGACUGCUUUCUAUGAGCCCACGCCUCAUCUUCCCCUGUGCACAUGUUUACCUGAUACAGCAGUGCUGCGUGUUGUACAUACUUGGAACAACAAAAUAGAAAUACUGUAUUUUCCCCGUACCAACAUUGACUCCUAGCAGAGAAGUGUGUGUGUGAAAAAGCUGGUUCUUCAGUCAUAACUUUGUGAGCCUAAAAGCAUUCCUCGUUUGAUUUAAAUUGGGUAAUAAAAUGUGAAUGGGCGAGCUAUGGUGGAUUUCAUAUUUCUAGGGACGGUGUUGCUGAUCCAUGGAGGCUUUUUUUAAGUGGAAUCCUUUUAAACUCAUAACAGUUAUGAAAAGCAAGGUGAAGAACUUGAAGCUGUUUCUGUAUUCAUUUUAUUCUGAAGGACCUACACCUUAGGUAAAUGUUAUGACCAAUGAGAUAAACUGUACCCACAUCCUGUGUUUAAGGUCGAAGUUUAACCGGUCAACAUUUAAAUGGAUUUGGAGCUAUUAGUGCAUCAAGUGAUGUUGAUUUGUUUCAACUCUCUCCCCUCCUUCAUACUUUUUUUUUUGGUUUGUAUGUGGUUUCUCAGUUAAUACAUAGCUAAUAGCUCUUAUUUUUCUUAAGUUUUUUAACUGCUUAGGUCUUUCUGGAUGUAAGGGUAAAAAUCCAUUUGACAGAAAACUUGUGUAUAUUUAAAGACCCAACCGCUCCCCUGGAGCUUGUACGUUCAAGAAUGAUUAAUCUGUGUAAUAAACUGAUUACUACAGUCAUUACAUAUAACUUUGUGUGAAUAGGCUUUUAAUUUGGAGAGCAGUUUGUUACAGGCUAAAACUUAAAACGGUGGAGUUCUGGAAAACGUUUGCAUUCGCGACUGGUUGCAUUCGGAAGCCUCACGAAGCGGUUUGGGUUCGCAUCACACCAGGCCGUGCACCUGAACGGGACAAACAUAAGCUUUGAAGCACUUAACAUGAAAUCAGGCUGUGUAGUGUGCCAGGAACUUGACUGUUAAAAACCAAAUAAGCAGUUUACUAAAUGAGAAUCUGAGUGACGGUUUUUUUUUUUUUUUUUUACAAAGCCUAAUGGUAUUAUUCCCACUUGCAUGGGACCUAACACAAUGCGUAUGUACUGUAGGUAAGUGAAACCUUAUGUAACUAAAAUAAUGGAUGUAAAAGGGUAAAAAAAGAGACAGGAAAAAAAAAAAAACAAACAACAAACCUACCAAA
Molecule: messenger RNA, 2295 nt
Organism: Chroicocephalus ridibundus (black-headed gull)
Lineage: Eukaryota; Metazoa; Chordata; Aves; Charadriiformes; Laridae
Gene: UBE2D2
Product: ubiquitin conjugating enzyme E2 D2
Exons: 7
Coding region: 567-1010 (147 amino acids)
Biological process (GO): protein K48-linked ubiquitination
Cellular component (GO): nucleus
Molecular function (GO): ubiquitin conjugating enzyme activity
Source: RefSeq, a predicted model, not a curated record